Messenger RNA from Sphaerulina musiva SO2202, 1963 nucleotides. Its product is annotated as ARM_1-domain-containing protein. Gene Ontology annotation, biological process: ubiquitin-dependent protein catabolic process. The record is from RefSeq and is a predicted model, not a curated record. The transcript is spliced from 3 exons. Gene Ontology annotation, cellular component: proteasome regulatory particle, lid subcomplex; nucleus; cytoplasm. Gene Ontology annotation, molecular function: proteasome binding; ubiquitin binding; endopeptidase activator activity. NCBI's taxonomy places the organism in Eukaryota, Fungi, Ascomycota, Dothideomycetes, Mycosphaerellales, Mycosphaerellaceae. The coding region runs from base 33 to 1199 and encodes 388 amino acids.
GCCCGCUCACCAACACAACACAACCCGCCACCAUGGCCGCCACGCCGAUCAUUACAUUCAAAGCCGGGCUUUGCAAGUUCACCGACCGCACCGUCACACCCGAUCCCCGCCCAGGCUACAUCUACCUCUACAGCGAAGAUGAGCUGAUGCACUUCUGCUGGCGGCCACGCUCCGCACCCUCCACCGAGCCCGAGAUCGACUUGAUCAUGUUCCCUACCGAUGGCCACUUUUACCCCUAUGUCAAAGAGCAGGGCGCCGAAGAACUGCAUUCGCCCACCAACGGCCGCAUCUUUGUCCUCAAGUUCAGUAGCAGUAAUCAGAGACACUAUUGGUGGAUGCAAAGCAAGACGCAAUCCAGGGAAGGCGAGCACAGCUGGUUCAGCGAGCGUGAUCAGCGGAUCGGGCAGGUGAUCGACCAAUUACUGCAGGGCGAGGACGUGGACGUGACCGCCGAGAUUGAUCAUAUUAGAGGGGGCGGGAAUGCCGGCACCGAUGGAGAUGCGGAUGCCAUGGAAGUCGAUCAGGACCGCUCACUCGCACGACAGGGAUCUGGCGGCGCUGGACAGGACGCAGGAAACGGUGAUCCACGCGAGGAAGGCGAGGCCAGCAGAGAGGGCGGGGCAGAUGGAGGCAGAGCUGAUUCUUCGUCGUCAUCAGCACCACAGCAAGACGCCAACACGGCUGUACAAAACUUCCUCCAAUCCCUCAACAGCGGUGGUGGCUCUCUUGGUGGUCCACAGCAAGCUGUCGAGAAGCCGUUCACAUCGCUACCCGACCUGCUAUCGACAUCAACAACUACGGCAUACAUAUCAGAUGCGUCGCCUGCCGAGAUUGAUAAUCUCUGCUCUUUCCUUCCACCAGAGCUCUUCCUCCUCGCACAAGAGUCAACAUCAUCCACGUCAGCUGCAGAACCUACUCCAUCAACAACACAGGCCGCUCUCGAGACCCUAUCAAUCGGGCAGAAGAAGGAAAUACUGAACAAGGUUGUUCGUUCUCCACAGCUACAGCAGAGUCUUGGCUCGCUGACGAUCGCUUUACGGGAUGGCGGUCUACCCAUGAUCGGCGAGGCACUGGGCAUCAAGAUUGCGAAUGGUGGCAACAUCAAGGGUGGCAGUAUGCCACUUGGCGGGUCAGCCGCGGUCGAGGCCUUUAUUGAUGGCGUUAAGAAGACUGCCGAGGAGCAAGCGAAGAAGCAAUGAGAGAGGUAUGCACAUUCGUUCUUCAGCAGAGCUCUGGCAUGGGCAGCAGCAUAUCACUAUUGCUACGACUGUUACCGCAUAAAAAGUGCCCUUGAUCGAAGACGUAUCAGGGCUACGGAUGUGCCAUCCCAGAUGACAUAAACUUUUGUAAAGACCACGACUUCAUUCAACAGAACUUCGGAUGAAGAUAACACUUUAUUCGAACAUGAUUUUCGUUUUUUUCUUCAGCCACAUUGUAAACGCCACGCUGGCAAUGCUUUCCGUCGCCCUAAAAAUGAAAAUAAAAAAAAAUUACAAUGCCCCUCAUCGCUCAUUCCACCUUCUCUUCACUCAAACUACUCGCAUCCUGCGCCGCCGCACUAGCGACCGGAAACGUCGUCGCAAAUCGACUCUUCUCUCGAAUCUUGGACCCUCUCAAGUAAAACCACACAGGCAUAGGUACACACGCAAACGCCAAACAACCCAGCAACGUUCCCGCCCAUUGCACUCCCAUUCCAUUGAUCAUUUGCGUCGCGAAUAACGGAAACCCGGCACCCGCGAGCGAUCGGAGGAAAGUGUUGGCUGCAAUGGCUGAGGCGGCGAAGACGAGGUAGGCGUCGAUGAGGUAGUUGAGACAUUGCAGGAAAAUGGUCAAGAGGCCGAAUCCCGUCGCUAUGCCCGAGAGGGUGGGCGCGAUCCAGUGGAUGUCGGAGCGGAAACCUGUCCAGCCGAACCAGAGAAGGCCAAUAGCAAACGAUACGCCACCCACAAUCACUGGAGGUAGA